This is a messenger RNA of Dentiscutata heterogama, 329 nucleotides long. NCBI's taxonomy places the organism in Eukaryota, Fungi, Glomeromycota, Glomeromycetes, Diversisporales, Gigasporaceae. The record is from the annotation of a GenBank genome assembly.
AUAAUUCUUUACAAUCUUUACAAGAAUUCUUGCUGCUCAACUAUAGCCAAGAUGAAUUACAAGAGUAUUUAAUAAAUGUUGAGGACAUGAUUUCAUCAGAUGAUGAAAAAGAACAUGACAAUGAUUCCAUGUUCAACUUAGAGCAAAGCCUAUAUGAUAACAAGAAAACUGGCGAUGACUAUACUGAAAAGAUUCCUGCGAUUAAGACAAAACAAACUACACCAUGCGUCAUAAUCGAUAAUUAUUAUGGAGAAAUACGACACUGUAAUAGAGAAUCUGCUAAGGAAUUGCGAGAAUUAAUCAGUGUUUGGGAAAUUGAUAAAGAUACU